CCCCUAGCCCCGCCCCCCUCAGCGCGCCGGCUCCGGGAACGUUCGGGCGGCGGCAGUUGGAGUCAAGGCGGCGGCGACAGUGACAGCGUCAACUUCUUCUCCUCACCAGCUCAGUCAGAAUCUAACACAACAAUGUCAACCAAAAAGAUCCAAGUUGGUUCUGUGGUGGAAAUGAAAGGAGAUGAGAUGACCAGAGUUAUAUGGGAACUGAUUAAAGAGAAGCUCCUCUUUCCUUAUUUAGAGAUUAAACUACACAGUUAUGACUUAGGAAUUGAACACCGUGAUGCUACCAAUGACCAGGUGACCAUUGAUGCUGCCGAUGCUAUAAAAAAAUAUAAUGUAGGAAUAAAAUGUGCCACCAUCACACCUGAUGAAAGCAGAGUGACGGAAUUUAAGCUAAAGAAUAUGUGGAAAUCGCCCAAUGGAACCAUCCGUAACAUCCUUGGUGGUACGGUGUUUCGAGAAGCAAUCAUCUGUAAGAACAUUCCUAAACUUGUACCUGGUUGGAUCAAGCCAAUCAUUAUUGGACGACAUGCAUAUGGUGACCAAUACAGAGCUACUGACUUUGUUGUACCUGGCCCUGGUAGAGUUGAAAUAAAAUACAUACCUGACAAAGGUGAACCUGUUACCUAUACUGUUCAUGAAUUCAAAGAUGGUGGAGGAGUUGCUCUGGGAAUGUACAACACAGACUGCUCUAUUACGGACUUUGCUCAUAGUUCUUUUCAACAAGCUCUUGCUAAAGGUUGGCCAUUAUACAUGAGCACAAAGAAUACUAUACUGAAGCGAUAUGAUGGACGAUUCAAGGACAUAUUCCAGGAAAUCUAUGACAAACAAUACAAAGCACAUUUUGAGGCUAAAGGAAUCUGGUAUGAGCACAGAUUGAUUGAUGACAUGGUAGCUCAAGCACUGAAAUCUGAGGGUGGUUUCAUAUGGGCCUGCAAGAAUUAUGAUGGCGAUGUGCAAUCUGACUCUAUUGCACAAGGAUAUGGGUCACUGGGAAUGAUGACAAGUGUAUUAAUUUGUCCUGAUGGUAAGACAGUAGAAUCGGAGGCCGCCCAUGGCACUGUAACACGUCAUUACCGAAUGCACCAACAGGGCAAGGAAACCUCAACUAAUCCCAUUGCCUCAAUCUUUGCUUGGUCUCGAGGAUUAUCCCAUAGAGCAAAGCUGGAUGACAAUUCUGCACUGAAGAACUUCUGUACCACAUUAGAGGAUGUAUGUGUAGAAACCAUCCAGUCUGGUUGUAUGACUAAAGAUUUGGCUGCAUGUAUCAAAGGUCUGCCAAAUGUGCAACGCUCGGAUUAUCUGAACACUUUCGAAUUCAUGGACAAACUUGCAGAAAAUCUCAAACAGAAGCAAUUGUCUUCACAUAAGCUUUAAAACUUGCUUCAUAUGCACUUUAAAAUGCACAUUGCAUUGUUAAUCAUGGUCACUUCAAUGUACUGAAUGAGUGUCCUAUCUCAAGUCAGAUCUUUCAUUAGAUUCUAAAUGUUAAAAUGGCACUUACAAAUUGUUAUAUUUAGUAGAUAACACUUGGAACGCAUCAUAUAAGUAUUGAGCUAAUGGAAAAGUUGCUGGAUUCGAUCAUGACUUGUUUUCAUUGAGAUUAAGCAUAAUACUAUGUAAUGUGUACAGCAAGAGAUUUUCACUACAAUUAACAAAAAGGGCACAUUAUAGUUAAUAACAAAGGAAAGAAUUAAUACCAAAAAAAAUCAGAUGUAAUGUAAUCUUCACUUUAUGUUAACUUUAUCAGUUUUUAAACAAAGGGAUAUAAUAUGAGCGGAGUACUUUAUUCAAGACUCUCUUUUUGGAAUAUUGGCCUUGGAGAUUUGAAUGACUAUUGAAAAAUCUUUACUGUCUGUGCUAAAGAAAAAUUGGAUUCCACUCCAAAAGUAGAUGAGAUUUGGUAAAUGUUGGGGGUAUGGAAGCAAAAUAUAGAACAACCAGGUGCCUGAAUUCUUGGGGACAUUCUGGAAUAUCUCCAAGAUUGUUUCAAAACCAAAGUACUUCAUUUACAUUCACUAAAAUGUUUUUGGUAUGGAAAUUAUAUGGUCAUAAAAUUUCUAUGUAAAGAUCAUGAGACUAAUGUUUCAAAGUGAGAGUAUCUAAAUUUUGGAGUAUUCUGCUUUUGUUUUGAUGACCAGGUCUAAUUUCAUGAUAAUUGAAUUUAUCUGAACUAAAGAAUAUAAUUAUUAAUAUAUAGUUUUACAUAAAUGCACAUUUAUAUAACUUGAUACAAAUUUCUUUCUACCUUAAUAAACUUAUACCACCUACC
Messenger RNA from Amblyraja radiata (thorny skate), 2275 nucleotides. It is a transcript of the gene idh1, whose product is annotated as isocitrate dehydrogenase (NADP(+)) 1. Lineage: Eukaryota; Metazoa; Chordata; Chondrichthyes; Rajiformes; Rajidae. Gene Ontology annotation, biological process: isocitrate metabolic process; NADP+ metabolic process. The record is from RefSeq and is a predicted model, not a curated record. The transcript has 9 exons. Gene Ontology annotation, cellular component: cytosol; peroxisome; mitochondrion. Bases 133 to 1380 code for a protein of 415 amino acids. Gene Ontology annotation, molecular function: NAD binding; magnesium ion binding; isocitrate dehydrogenase (NADP+) activity.